AUGAAGACCACGGUGGCCAGGUUUCCCCCCGUUCCCCGGCUACGCUGGCCGUUUCAGGAGGCCUCCGAGACCUUCGACGCGGGCCGAAACGUUUCGGCCUCCGAGACGGGUGUGGAUGCCUCAGCGGAGGCGGAGGAGUUGGCCCUGGAGGCCAUGGUGGAAGUGAUGGAAGUGAUCAAUGGAGCGGAAGCAAAACCGGAUCCACUGGAGGCCCUCCUGGCUGUCGACAUGGGGUCCUCCGCUUCCAGAUCCGCCUCCCCCUCGAUGACGUCGCCAGCGUCGCCAGUGUCACCAGGGUCGCCAGGGUCGCCACUGGCAGAUGAAGCGGCCGAGGAUGGCGAGGAUAUGGAGGAUGUGGAGGAAGUGGAGGAAGUGGAGGAUGUGGAGGAAGUGGAGGAUGUGGAGGAAGUGGAGGAUGUGGAGGAUGUGGAGGAAGUGGAGGAAGUGGAUGGUCAUCCAUCAGAUCUAGAAAGAAAAGAGGCAGAUUCAGAUCCAGCUGAUGAAGUGAUCCAAGAGCAUCUCCCAGAUCUCCCAGAUGCAGAGCAUGGGGACUUGGCUCAGGAACUCACAGUGAGACUCGGUGAGUCAUUGGGUGAAACGUUGCACGCGUCUGUUGGCGAAGCCGCACCUCAGAACAUGUCCCCCGCCGAGGUCACUGGCACAGAAGAAAGGUCGGCCGAAGCUGCGGCACAGACGACAAUGACCGACCACGAAGAAGUUGUUCCAGAUCAGAGGCUAGCUGCAAGUGAAGAUGUCCGUGAAGAGGCUGCCUUGAAAAGCUCCUGGCCUGGUCCCUUGAAAGACCAGAAGGCGGCAGUACAGGACCUGGAUCACCUGGAUCAACGCCCAGGCCGCGCCGUGACCGCCGUGAGCGCCGUGACUGAGGAAGUAUUGCGAGUGCGCACGCAAUCGCUGAGCGCUUGGGAAAACUGGAACGGAUUGGUCGCCCCCGAUCUCCGCUUCGAACCCGAAAUCCUCAGAGGUCUCAGAACCAUCCGCAGUGAGCCAACUUUCCUGGUAAAUCAUCGAGUACAACAGCAGCAAAUUGAACGGGGACAAGCCUGGCUGAUGGAGGCACGGCGAAAGCGCGCGCCGGUUCCUGCUCCAGCGGCUUCUCCGAAACCUCAACGAGCGCCGCUUGUUGUGCCGGGAGCUGUUCACGAGAAGGUCCAAGAGAACGAUAAAGAGGAGGCCUUUGGCAGCUGGUGCCUGCGCUGCAGCUGGUCCGGAGUCUCGGGUGCGGGCUCCGUUAGCAGCACGGGGCGGGGCCGGCGCAGCAGCGAUUCGGAGCUUCCAAGCAGCAUUUUCUCCAGAAAGUUCAGUUCCGAGGGAGCGCCCAUUGGACCCUCCAUCGUGUCUGGAGCAAAUGAUGGGGCAAUACAUCUUCGAAAAGCUAAGAGGCGUGUGAGUUUCAAUAGUGGCGACUUUGAGAAGGAGAAGCUGGAGAGAGUUCCAUCGGAACCGGUGGAACCGAUGGAACCUGGAAAUUCCGAGACAGAAGGCGUAGUCCAAGAUGCUGAAACAAAGAAAGCAGCCGAAAGUGCUGCUGCGCGGGCCCAGGCAGCCCAGGCAGCCCAGGCGGAGGCUGAAGUUCCAGGAAAGACCAGAGAAGAAGAGAUUGACGACUUUAUCAAUGAGGUGACCGAAAAAGCUGCACUGGCACAAAGACAAGCAGCUGACCAGGCCACUAUGGCCUUGGCCGAGAGCAUGAUGAACAUGGCGGAUGACAUGGAAAGAGUGAAGCAGCUCGCCACCCGCGACGUUGACGAGUGCAACGAGUGUGACACUGACGAGGAGCUCGACUCCCGGGAAGCGGAAGCCAAUCUUCCAGCUGUCGCCACUGCCAUCGCCGAGUCGCCAGGGUCGCCAGGGUCGCCAGGGUUGCCAGGGUCGCCAGGGGACAGGGGGUCCGGUGUCAUGAAGGAAGCCAAGGAAGGCCUUGUGCGGACUGGGCUGAUGGCACUGGAAGCACAGAGUGACGAUGAGUUGUUGGGCCUCGCUCCCCGGUCUCAACCAACUCGUCGCCAAAACAAAACAUGGCAACUUGAGGAGGAAAAGAUAGAAGAAGAUAGAAGAGCAGCCGAAGAGGCACUGCAAGCCCAUUUGGAAGAGCGCAGACAAAUGGCAGAGGAUGAGGCGGCUUUAGCAGAAGCAAGAAGAGCAGCAGAUCAGGCAAUGAAGGUGUACGUGAAGGAAGAGCGCAGAAGAAUCGCGGAGGCUGAGGCAGCACUCUCAGAAGCAAGAAGGGCAGCAUUACAGGCGCAAUUAGAAGAGCGGCGAAUAGAGGAGGCUAGAGUGGAAAGAGAGAGCAGCGAAGAGGCAUUUUGGAAUCCUUUGCAGGCACAACUGGAAGAAGAACGGAAAAGAUUCGCACAGGAGGCUGCACGAGAACAAGCAAGAAGAGCUACAGAAGAGGCACGACUGGAAGAAGAAAGGAGAAGACUGGCAGAGGAGGCGGCACAAGAAGAAGCACGAAGGAUUGCGGAAGAGGAAAGACUGGAAGAAGAACGGAAAAGAUUGGCAGAGGAGGAGGCUGCACGAGAACAAGCAAGAAGAGCUGCAGAAGAGGCACGACUGGAAGAAGAAAGGAGAAGACUGGCAGAGGAGGCGGCACAAGAAGAAGCACGAAGGAUUGCGGAAGAGGAAAGACUGGAAGAAGAACGCAAAAGAUUGGCAGAGGAGGAGGCUGCACGAGAACAAGCAAUAAGAGCUGCAGAAGAGGCACGACUGGAAGAAGAAAGGAGAAGACUGGCAGAGGAGGAGGCCGCACAAGAAGAAGCACGAAGGAUUGCGGAAGAGGAAAGACUGGAAGAAGAACGGAAAAGAUUGGCAGAGGAGGAGGCUGCACGAGAACAAGCAAGAAGAGCUGCUGAAGAGGCACGACUGGAAGAAGAAAGGAGAAGACUGGCAGAGGAGGCGGCACAAGAAGAAGCACGAAGGAUUGCGGAAGAGGAAAGACUGGAAGAAGAACGGAAAAGAUUGGCAGAGGAGGAGGCUGCACGAGAACAAGCAAGAAGAGCUGCAGAAGAGGCACGACUGGAAGAAGAAAGGAGAAGACUGGCAGAGGAGGCGGCACAAGAAGAAGCACGAAGGAUUGCGGAAGAGGAAAGACUGGAAGAAGAACGCAAAAGAUUGGCAGAGGAGGAGGCUGGACGAGAACAAGCAAUAAGAGCUGCAGAAGAGGCACGACUGGAAGAAGAAAGGAGAAGACUGGCAGAGGAGGCGGCACAAGAAGAAGCACGAAGGAUUGCGGAAGAGGAAAGACUGGAAGAAGAACGGAAAAGAUUGGCAGAGGAGGAGGCGCGGUUGCUUUCGCACUACUGCCUACAGGGCCUACAGCAGAUGUGUCAUGGUGGGGUGACGUCCCUGAGUUUUAGCAGGAGUGGAGAGAUGUAG
This is a messenger RNA of Cladocopium goreaui, 3396 nucleotides long. NCBI's taxonomy places the organism in Eukaryota, Dinophyceae, Suessiales, Symbiodiniaceae. The record is from the annotation of a GenBank genome assembly.